AGGAAGAAGCAGGCGGCGCCUGGCGAGGGGAAGGCCUCGUGCCGCCUAGGCCUCGCUCCGUCUCUCUAUUGGGCGCCGCGGGGGGAGUGGCCGUGAGGUUGGUCCCAGGCCCGGGAAGUUGUUCCUCCGCCGCCCGCCCUUCCUCCCCCGGCCGCCGCGAUGUUACCGGGCCUGAAAUGCCGCGUCUGCACGCUCUUUCGCUGCCCGCGCGCGGCCGCGGCUGCCCUCCGCCGCGCUUACCAUGGGGACAAGGUGGCCACGGUGGGCUCUCAGCCCGACGUUGCCUCCCCGGUUUAUCAGGAAAACUAUGAACGGAUGAAGGCAUUAGUAACAGAACUCCAACAGCAAUCUGAAAAAAUCAGGUUUGGUGGUGGAGAGAAGGCACGGAAGCUUCACACAUCAAGAGGAAAAUUGUUACCUAGAGAAAGAAUUGACAGACUCAUAGAUCCUGGGUCUCCAUUCCUGGAGUUCUCCCAGUUUGCAGGUUACCAGCUAUAUGGCGAUGAAGAGGUACCAGCAGGUGGCAUCAUUACAGGCAUUGGACGGGUGUCAGGAGUGGAGUGUUUGAUUAUUGCAAAUGAUGCAACUGUCAAAGGUGGAACAUACUAUCCAAUCACUGUAAAGAAGCACCUGCGUGCUCAAGAAAUCGCAAUGCAGAAUAAUCUCCCUUGUCUAUAUUUAGUUGACUCUGGAGGUGCAAACUUACCACGCCAGGCAGAAGUGUUUCCCGAUCGUGAUCAUUUUGGUAGAAUUUUCUAUAACCAAGCACGCAUGUCUUCACAAAGAAUUCCACAGAUAGCCGUGGUUAUGGGUUCAUGUACAGCAGGAGGAGCCUAUGUCCCUGCAAUGGCUGAUGAAAGUAUAAUAGUUGGCAAGCAAGGGACGAUUUUUUUGGGAGGUCCUCCAUUGGUUAAAGCAGCAACAGGGGAGGAGGUAUCAGCAGAAGAUCUUGGUGGUGCUGAUCUUCACUGCAGAAAAUCUGGUGUAACUGAUCACUAUGCCUUGGAUGAUAACCAUGCACUCCAUUUAGCGAGGAAAGUGGUGAGAAGUUUGAAUUACCAGAAGAAAGUAGACGUGACAAUAGAACCAUCGGAAGAACCUUUGUUUCCUGCUGAUGAACUUUAUGGGAUAGUUGGAGAGCAGCUUAAAAGAAAUUUUGAUGUUAGAGAGGUCAUUGCUAGACUUGUAGAUGGAAGUAAAUUCGAUGAAUUUAAAGCCUUAUACGGGAUACCUUAAUCACAGGUAUUAUUUUUAGGAUUUGCUCGGAUAUUUGGUUAUCCGGUAGGAAUAAUUGGAAACAAUGGUGUCCUUUUUUCAGAAUCUGCAAAGAAGGGCACCCAUUUUAUUCAGCUUUGUUGUCAGAGAAACAUUCCCAUUGUAUUUCUGCAAAACAUCACAGGUUUCAUGGUUGGUAAGGAUUAUGAAGCUGGUGGAAUAGCAAAAGAUGGAGCCAAGAUGGUAACUGCUGUAGCAUGUGCCAAUGUGCCUAAAAUAACAGUACUAAUUGGAGGUUCCUAUGGAGCUGGAAAUUAUGGGAUGUGUGGAAGAGCAUAUAGUCCCAGAUUCCUUUUUAUGUGGCCAAAUGCUCGGAUCUCAGUUAUGGGAGGAGAGCAAGCUGCAAUGGUUUUGGCUACAAUAGCCAAGGACCGAAAAGCAAGGGAAGGGAAGCAGCUAACUGAAGAGGAGGAAAAAACUCUCAAAGAGCCAAUCAUCCGGAGGUUUGAAGAGGAAGGCAGUCCUUACUACUCUAGUGCACGUCUGUGGGAUGAUGGAAUUAUUGACCCGGCUGAUACAAGACUGGUUUUGGGUCUCAGCCUGAGUGCUGCACUCAAUGCGCCCACCCAGAAGACAGAGUUUGGAGUUUUCCGAAUGUGAUUUGGACGGUCUGGCAGUGGCACCUCUGGAUUAUUAAUAUGAUUUUAAUUAACAAAUCGAAACAUAAAAUGGACUAAAAGAAUCAGUAUAUCAAAUAAAGAUUUGUUCAAUACUGUA
Molecule: messenger RNA, 1992 nt
Organism: Podarcis muralis (Common wall lizard)
Lineage: Eukaryota; Metazoa; Chordata; Lepidosauria; Squamata; Lacertidae
Source: RefSeq, a predicted model, not a curated record